Molecule: messenger RNA, 3050 nt
Organism: Monodelphis domestica (gray short-tailed opossum)
Lineage: Eukaryota; Metazoa; Chordata; Mammalia; Didelphimorphia; Didelphidae
Gene: IL10RB
Product: interleukin 10 receptor subunit beta
Biological process (GO): blood coagulation; cytokine-mediated signaling pathway
Cellular component (GO): plasma membrane
Molecular function (GO): protein binding; interleukin-10 receptor activity
Source: RefSeq, a predicted model, not a curated record
AGGGGCGGAGAGAAGGAGGAGGCGGGGCCAGGGACUGGCCCGGGAAGUUAGGAAGCCAGCUGAGUUAAGGGACCACCGCGCAUCCCCCUCCCCUUCUCGACGGAUUUUUGGACCUCCUUUUCCCACCCCAAAAAAAAUUCUCCAAGAAACGGCAGCUCUGAAAACGCGGAAGGAGGCUGGGUCGGCAAGAUCGCUGCCCACCCCCCGGACAUGGAAAGGAGUUUCCAGACCUGGCUGUACAGCAGCUGCCUCUUAAUUUCAGUGCUAGGAAUUCUUCCCAAGCCCCGGAACGUAAGAAUGAAUUCAGUUAAUUUGAAGAACAUUCUGCAGUGGGACCCACCUGCUUUCUAUCAAGGAAAUGUGACUUACAGAGCCCAGUAUGAGAGUUAUAGGUCAUUUGAAGAUGUGUGUACAAAUAUUAUCAUCACUGAAUGUAAUUUCUCAAAUAUUUCCAAGUAUGGUGAGUCCAAGAUGCGUGUCAGGACUGAAUCUGUAGAUGAACAGUCAGAGUGGGUAAACAUCACCUUUUGUCCUUUGGAAGACACCAUCAUUGGACCUCCUGGAAUACAAGUAGAACCAUUGGCUGGUUCUUUACACUUAUAUUUCUCAUAUCCAAAGAUUGAAAAUGAACCUAAUAUAUGGACAUUAAGGGAUUAUUAUUACUCAUGGACUUACAGAGUGAUUUAUUGGAAAAAUGGCACCAGUCAUAAGUUUGAAAAAAAUGCUCCCUAUGACUCUGAAGUCCUUACUGAUCUGGAUCCAUGGACGGUUUAUUGUAUUCAAGCUCAAGGGUUUAUAACUAGUAAGAACAAAAGUGGAGAAUGGAGUCAGCCAAUCUGUGUCCAAACUACUGACAAUGAGUCACCUCCAUACUGGAUUACUAUUAUUGUUCUUAUUGUAUCCAUGAUAGUGGUUUUACUGACGGCGCUUGGUUGUUUUUCUCUACUGUGGUAUUUCUACAGAAAAGCAAAGUGUAUAUUCUUUCCUGGGUAUUCUUUUCCUCAGCCUCUGAAAGAGUAUUUGGAACAGCAUCCCUACAGAAUUUCAUUUCUCUCACCAGUACCUUCCAGUGAGAGUGAAUCCUUUGAUAAAUUAAGUAUCAUAAAAUUAUCUGAAAACACUGAGCAUGAUACAACGGGUCCAUGUAACUAUUCAAAAGAAGAAUUGCAACAAUCCCUACUUUCUGGAGAAAAAAACAGCUAGAUGGUCACAGCAAUCAGAAUGUUUGUCACAUCUCAUCCAAAGGAAGACAAGAGAGUGAAAUACAGAGUUGGGCCAUCAGAUCAAACUCUGACUCCAGAAUUUUCUGUAGCUGAAUUGGUUUUAAUUUGAAAUGAUGUUUUGGCAGAAAAUCCUGCAUUAUGGUCAUUUCCCACCCAGUAGGUUAUUAAUAGAAAACAAAAAGGACAGUUUUGAGAUUUCUUUUUUGCCAGCAUACUUUUUAAUCUAUAUGGUGCUCACCAAAUAAGUAACUAAGUAAAAAUCUGAAGGACUGAAUGCAAUCAAGAGUCUCUGAAACCCUAACUAAAACUAUGCUAUUCUACAGGGAAAAAAUCCUCAAUGCAAUAAAAUCCAAAUUAUGUUGUACAAAAUGCUAAGUUGUUUUCCAAGCAAGUUUUUACUAGGUUUAUUUUUAUUUUUGAUCUUCUUAUAAUAUGAAUAGUGUUUUGUUAAUUUAUAUUUUUCUACUUAAUUCAACGUGUGAGUGAUAAAAUGUGUGUAAUUUUUAUAAGAGUAAAUAAUUUAAUUGUUACUUACAUUGCCUACCUCUCUCGGGUUUGUUUUGAAAAACCAGUGAGAAACUGUUGUGUGUGAUUAUUAUAGAAUGAAAAAAGUUGAGCUACUGUUAAACACCAGUUUAUAAUAUUUUUCAAUGUAUUUGAUUUUGACUCAAAGAGAAAAUUAUGGGAAAGUUAGGAAGAAAAGUUUUAAUUGCAUUUCUGAUUUUCUUUGUAAUCUUAGGAAAAUGCCCUUCUUUGACUUUGCUCACCCUGUUCCCUAUUCUUUUUUUUUAAUUAAUUUAUUUAGAACAUUAUUCCUUGGUUACAAUAAUCACAUUAUUUCCCUCCCUCCCUCCCCUCCACCCCCCCUUCCCGCAGCCAACACGCAAUUCCACUGGGUAUUCCUUGUGUCCUUGAUCAGAACCUAUUUCUAUGUUAUUGAUGUUUGCACUAGGAUGAUCAUUUAGAGUCUACAUCCCCAAUCAUAUCCCCCUCCACCCAUGUAUUUAAGCAGUUGUUUUUCUUCUGUGUUUCUACUCCCACAGUUUUUCCUCUGAAUGUGGAUAGUGGUUUUUCUAGUAGAUUCCUCCACCUGUUCCCUAUUCUUGAGAUUACCUCCUUCCCCUAAUUAAAAAUCCUUGCUUAUUUGAAAAUGCUUCUCCUUCCAAGCUUAAAUACUGCCCAAUUUCAUGAAGUUUUCAUAGAUGCCAGAUCCCUAUCAAAUCUCUUCCUCUGAAAUGUCAUAACAAUUUGUUAAUAUCCCUCAUGCACCUCUUCUCUGUUUUGUGUUAUAUUUAUUUGUGUGGAGGUCAUCUUUAUAGUGUCUGGCACAUAGUAGGUAUCCUAUAAAUCUUUAUGGAAUGUUGUGUUAAAAAAAAUCUUUCAGGUCUUCCCCUCCCUCCCACCCCCCAUUAAAUGAAGCAAACUCAGAAAGUGACAGUUAAAAGGAGUUUAUUCUGUGUAAAGGGACCCCCUUCCUCCCAGGGGUCAUGAACUUUCUGCUCAUCCAAACCAGCCCAUUAGCUUGGCUGGAUACUCCAAACAGAGACUUUUGAUUGGUUCCUGAGAUGUGAUAGAUCAGUGCAGAGGGAAAGGAAGUGAUGUGCAGAAAGAAGACUAUAAAAAAUGAAAAGGUAGAGAAGAGGAAGUACUUCUCUGAAGGUCUUUGGCUGGUGAGCUUUCUGUGAUUUGAAAUUGGUGGCUAGGGUGGAAGAUACUCUUGUGGGCUGGUAAUAUUAGGGUGGUAGGAGAAAAUAUUUUUCUAUUUCUUUCCCUCCGUUAUUUCUUUCUUAGAUUAUAUUCACAUUAAAAUUAAAUUGUUGAAAGUUA